ACCCUCUCAGAACUCAAAAGACAAAACAACAGAGCAGAUAAAACAGAAAGCUUUUGGUAGCUCAUCAAAUUAUGGCUAGUUAUUAUGACUACAGCAGUUGCAGAACAGGCGGAAGCAACGGCAAUGGCGGCGGCGAUCACGUGUGCCGCCCGGUCCUAGUGGACGCUCAGGGGAGAAGAACGCCUCUAGGAUACAUGAGCAACAUGAACGGCUUGCAGGGCUAUGUGGUUAAGGCGGCCGAGGGAGGCGGCGGCAUCGAUCAAUUGAGCGAGCAUCUCAUCAGGGGCGGCGGCCAUGGCCGCCAUCAUGCCUAUGCUUCCAACGUCGCCGGCGACGAGGAUCAAGAUCUGUUCGAGAAGAUCAGGAGGGAAGUGAGCCGCCCCAAGAGUAGCAGCUGGAACACCAUGCAGGAACACGGUAAGUACGCUGCCGCUACCUCCGCCGCCGCCACGGCAACUCAGCAGAUUCUGCACUUUGGCUCGCCGGCCGGGAAAUAUUCGUCCGCCGGGGUGGAGGUGCCGCCGCCGCCGUAUUACGGUAGGCGAGAAACCAUUGACAGCGAAGAGGCGAAGAGCCGGUACGGCAGGUGGGGAACCGUGCCACCGCCUCGGAGGGAAUCCUAUGGAACCGUUGACAGCGCCGCGGCGGCGGCGAGGUAUGGCGGCGUCCGCUUCUAAGAGCUAAGAAGCAAGCGCAUUUCAUAAUAUAUAACGGAUCUUUCAUUUUGUUUUGUAUAAUAUAUAUAUAUGAUCCUAAAAACAAACAACUUUUACCCUUUGUUUGGGAGAAAGUUCAUAUCAUAUAUAUGUUUGUAUGUGAUGCAGUGCAUCAAUUUGGGGCUUUGUAGUGUGUAAUGUGUAUAUGUACAAUGUAAAAAAGUUUAUGUUAUUAUAAAAUCAGUUAUGGUUAAAAUUU
Messenger RNA from Ipomoea nil (Japanese morning glory), 915 nucleotides. RefSeq lists its product as uncharacterized. The transcript is spliced from 2 exons. The record is from RefSeq and is a predicted model, not a curated record. Bases 72 to 677 code for a protein of 201 amino acids. Lineage: Eukaryota; Viridiplantae; Streptophyta; Magnoliopsida; Solanales; Convolvulaceae.